Molecule: messenger RNA, 5244 nt
Organism: Carlito syrichta (Philippine tarsier)
Lineage: Eukaryota; Metazoa; Chordata; Mammalia; Primates; Tarsiidae
Gene: GNB4
Product: G protein subunit beta 4
Exons: 9
Coding region: 44-1066 (340 amino acids)
Biological process (GO): G protein-coupled receptor signaling pathway
Cellular component (GO): cytoplasm; heterotrimeric G-protein complex
Molecular function (GO): signaling receptor complex adaptor activity; protein binding
Source: RefSeq, a predicted model, not a curated record
AGUUGCUUUCACUUGUUAAUUCCUGAGCUAACAGAUUCAAAAAAUGAGUGAACUGGAACAGUUGAGGCAGGAAGCAGAACAACUGCGGAAUCAGAUUCAGGAUGCCAGAAAAGCAUGUAAUGAUGCAACACUUGUCCAGAUCACAUCAAAUGUGGACACUUUGGGUCGGAUGCAAUUGCGGACAAGGCGCACACUGAGGGGCCACCUGGCUAAAAUCUAUGCCAUGCAUUGGGGAUGUGACUCAAGGCUACUAGUCAGUGCUUCCCAAGAUGGAAAAUUAAUUAUUUGGGAUAGCUAUACAACAAAUAAGAUGCAUGCUAUUCCUUUGAGGUCCUCCUGGGUGAUGACCUGUGCUUAUGCUCCCUCCGGUAAUUACGUUGCCUGUGGAGGCUUGGACAACAUCUGCUCUAUAUAUAACUUAAAAACCAGAGAGGGUAAUGUGAGAGUGAGCCGAGAAUUACCAGGUCACACAGGCUAUCUGUCCUGCUGUCGUUUUUUAGAUGACAUUCAAAUUGUUACAAGUUCAGGAGACACAACUUGUGCUUUAUGGGACAUUGAAACUGCCCAGCAGACCACCACGUUCACUGGACAUUCUGGAGAUGUGAUGAGUAUUUCUCUGAGUCCUGACAAGAAGACUUUUGUCUCUGGUGCUUGUGAUGCCUCUUCCAAAUUAUGGGAUAUUCGAGAUGGAAUGUGUAGACAGUCUUUUACGGGACAUGUUUCAGAUAUUAAUGCCGUCAGUUUUUUCCCGAAUGGUUAUGCAUUUGCCACUGGCUCUGAUGAUGCCACUUGCCGGCUCUUUGACCUUCGUGCAGACCAAGAGUUGUUACUGUAUUCCCAUGACAAUAUCAUCUGUGGAAUCACUUCCGUGGCCUUCUCAAAAAGUGGGCGUCUCCUGUUAGCUGGUUAUGACGACUUCAAUUGCAACGUGUGGGACACGCUGAAAGGAGAUCGUGCAGGUGUCCUUGCUGGUCAUGACAACCGUGUCAGCUGCCUGGGUGUAACCGAAGAUGGCAUGGCUGUGGCAACAGGCUCUUGGGACAGUUUUCUUAGAAUCUGGAAUUAACAGUGUCAUACAUAUUUUCUCCAUCAAUAUCUGGAGAAAUCAAUGCUACAGCAUAUAGCUGUGAAAAAAAUCCUACCUUAUAUUUCCAGGUGAAGAUUUUUCUAUUGAGAUUAUUAUAUACGAAAAGCUUUCAGUAAACUCUCCCCCCCAAAAAAAGUAAAAAAAAAAAAAAAAAAGGCCUGCUGAGGUCAAUGUAUUAAUUUGAGGAAUUGGGUUAAUUUUUCCUUGAUGAAUGAUGUGCAUACUGAAUCUCUUUUCUUUGUGUAGAACAGAAUGUACACACUAUAGCAGCUCAUCUUUGUGUGUGUGCAUUUUUAAGAACUAAUUUUAGAAUCUGUAUACACAAGAAAUGCCGUGUUUUUGAGUUUUCUAAUGGAAGAAGCAGGCACAGUACUAGAUGGAAGUGAUACUCUGUGUGUACUUAAUGUGAAGCAAAGGCCUUUGCAUUCUGGCAUUCCUUUUCAUCUAAAAAGAUCCUAAUGGCUUACUGUUUAAGAAAAGAUACCUCUAAGGAGAGUCAGGAGUUUCUCAUGCAUCCGGCGCCAUACAAUCGAUAUACACAAAAUGCUGAUUUUCAGUCCUCCGAAGGGACUGAAUAUGAAGGCCAAGGAUGAGAGAUUUCACUGACAUUUUAGACAUACAUAAGAAACUUCAUUAGAAUGUAUCUUAUUAGUGAAAAGUAGAUAAUAAUAGCAUACAAAUGAUUCUUGGCAUUUUAAAAGCCUGGUUAUGAUUCUUUGACAUUUUGAAUAGCCCUCUGAAUAGUUGGACUUUCCUGUUGAUUUCAUAGUCUGGAACUAAGUUUGUAGAGUGUACUUAUAUUUCAGAAGUCUGAUAAACACUUGGAUUGUCCCUGCAUCUGAAGGAUCUUUUCCAGUGUUCUCUCUCAGUACACAUCUAGAUGGGAAAUAUAGUCUGAUAGUGUUAUGUUUUGAAAAGUGUAAAAUCUAACCAAUCGCUAGCACUGAUUUGUUAUAAGGUGGUUAAUGAAUUUUAUGUUCAUGUAAUAUAAAAUAUGAAAUGAUAUAAAAUGUGUAUGCCUUUAAGUUUUAAAAAGGAAACAUUUAAGCUUUUUGCUUCUGUAAUAUUUCUUCCCUUCGCACAAAAUACUGGUUUUGCUUCAAAGAAUGCCUAGAUCUGAUUCCACGUUAAAGCCAAAAGAAAAAUUCCUAAAGCAAUUGCAAAAGGAGUCAGAGAAUAUAUUAAGCAAUUCCUCUGCUUGCCAGUGAUAUAAUGUGUCUAUUACUUGAAUGCCUCCUGCCCCCAAAUUAAAAAUACUUUUCCUCUUGGAUUUUUUUUCUUACAAAUAAAUAUCAAUGAUUGACAGUAGAUUGUUAGGCUUGCUUAAUGGUGAAAUCUCGGGCUAUUCUGAAUAUAGAAGUGCAUUGUGUUUUGUAACUUAGUUACUGUGCAGAUGGGUCUGUGCUAACAUUGGAUCACCUGUAACCCUAACCUAAAUAUCCCCACAUUUUAUCUGUAAAGUUUCAUUUUUAUAUUGUGAAUGUACUAACAUGUGCAUCAACUGUAAUGAUAUCACUAUCAGUUUUGCCAGUUGAUAAUUAGAAGAGGAUAAAAUGGAUAAAGGCAGAUGAAGAUACAGGAUGCAUACAGUAUUGGAGAUGGCAGUUGCGAAUGUAUAUUUAUAUUUUGGUUGAGAUUUCUAUGAACUUUGUUUUUAAUGUUUAUUUGUGGGCUAUUUAUAUCCCUUUAUAAAGAGCAGCUUGAGAGAAGGCAAGAAUAUUUUAAAGGAACGUAUUUCCAAAAAAAGGGAGAGAGGGUGGAAAUUUGCCAUGUAAUUCAGCAGUUCAUUCCAAAAUCCCAUUCAAGAAAGUACUUCUGUUAUCCAUAAAAAUAACCUCAUAUAUUUGAGCAUAUCCUCUCCACUUAAAAGUUAUUGUAAUAAGACAGUCUAGUCAGUCAGGCAUGUAGACCACAAGAAUUCUAUGGCCUUGAUAUAGUUUAAAAGGACAUGUAUUUGAAAGUUUGUGUAGAGGUGUUUAAAACAAUUCCAGUAGUUAACAAAUGUAUUAGGCAACUAAAAACUAACCACGGUCAAACACUUGUGGUGAAUUGUAUAUACAACCAAAUGGUGACAAAGUAACCUCAUUACCACACGGAUUACUAAGCUAAAUCUUUGCUUUCUAGUGAUAGGGGUUCCAAUCGCUAAGUAUUCUUGUUUACUGACAGUUUGAGUUGAACUGAUGGUUUAAUUCUGUUGUUGUGCAAAGACUCCCUGAUAGAAAUAAGAGUAUGUAAUUUGUAGAGACGUUGUAAGCCUGAGAAAGAUGGCUGAGUUUAGUUGUAAAGAAUUUGCACCAUCAAGAAUAUUGCAGUAAUCUGAUGUCUGUGAGUUUUCCUUCUUUACCUUAUAGAAAACAUUUCAACAUAAUGUGCCUCAGCAGUUGAUUUGUAUCAUGUCAAAAGUCAUGUUUUGACUGACAAGAAUAUUGUAGAGGUGCAUAUUCUAUUUCUUCUCUCUGGGAAGAUUCCAGAAAUACAUAUUUUCUAAAACAAUAUGAUCACCAUGCGGCUUAGCAAAUCAUCCCAAAAUCUGUCCAAGAAAGCACUUCUUGCUAUGAGCAAGACUUUCUACUCCACUUUGAUGGACAGGCCUCAUUUUUGGCAGCUAUGUUGUUAGAGAUUUAUAGACUCGAAUUUUAGUUGUGAUUCCAAUACACCAUGAUGAAUUCUGUCUUCACAGAGGCAAAGACUUGGGCUUAAUCUCUCAGCAGAAAGUGCCUGGUAAGCAAGUCUCAUUUUAGACUCAGAUGAGCUGAUUCAAUAUCGCACGAUGAUAGUAGCUAGUCUUCUUGAAAUACUUGAUGUAGGUGCCUCUGGAAUAUGUUCAGGAAUUUUAAAGUUAACCUAUUAAAAGAGAAAUGGAUCUCAACUUCUCCAGGUCACAAAAUGAAACUAUUGCUUAAAAAAAUGCAGUGCCAAUAUUAUAUAACUGAGCUCUUCCAACACUUGAUAUUUUAGAUUUAAUAAUAACUUAAGACCUUACGUGUUUUAAACAUGAAAAUGUUCAGGCAAACUUAUGCUUUGAUACGAAUGUCUCUGAUUUUAAAUUAUAACAGGGUUGAGUACUUGUGGCUUAUCGUUUAUGUGUUUAACUUGGGGAAACUGAUGAAACAGCCCCCAAGAUGAGUCUGUUGUUUUUAACAAUGAAGAUGCUCUUUCUAAAAUCUUCAGGGUCUGAGUCAGGCAUUUAAGAAAAAAAGUGCUUAAGUAUACGUUCAACUUCUUUCCCUAUUGCCAUUUUGAGAAGCAUAAUUUUAAACGCUCAACUCCUGUUAGAAUGGUUUAAAGCACCCACAGGUGAGACCACCUUGCUUAUGAGCUGCAUGAUGAACGAACACUUUCCAGUUGGGUUAAGUGGAAUGUAAAGCACACCUCAGAUUGAGUCGUUCUCCUUCCAUGGUUCAUUUUGAGCUGCCUCAAAUUCAGUGUCAUUUUAAAACAGUGGUUACAAUAGUAGGUACUCUAAAAUCUUUAUAGAAUGUCUAGGCUAGCAUUUUAACAAGUAAUUUAUUAAUCAAAAAUUGAUGGUACACUUUGUAUUUAGCAGAUGUUUGCAUGUUGAUAAAAUUUUGUUUUCGUAAAUCCAGUUACUGAUUUUGUAUUAGUUAUGAUAAUACAGCAUUAUGGGGGGGUUGGGGGACUGGUGUUUCAACUGGUGUUAAAUGCACCCCAACAAAAUCUUACAUCAUACAGUAUUUAUUAAUUAAUAGAACUUCAGUGAUAUAUACUUGGUAGGUAUUUCAAGCCUGUCUUUUACACAAUGGUGCUCUAUCCUAUUGUUUUCUCUUUUCAAAGAAGCAUCUGAACACUUGCAUUUGCAUUUUCUUAUCCAAAGGCAUCCCCAUCAAAGUGUGUUCUAAAAAUUGAUUAGAAUAAUUUCCUGUUAAAGCAUUCUGAAAUGUUUUUCUUCACUUAGAGUGGUUUCUACAUCCUCAUGGUCAGUUGACUGAAUGUUAGUACAUCUAAUUAUGGGAAAGGUAAACAUGCUGGAUUAAAGCCCUUCUAAAAGUUUUAAACCAUAUAUACUAUGGAUUUGUACCAUGACUUGAGUAUUCUUAGAUCGUUCUCACAGAUUCAUUCCUUUAUUUGUACAGUGGCUUUGUAAAAUAAUGUUGCUGUGAGUUGAUACUGUAAUCAAUAAAGUGCUUUUAACCCAA